CUGUCGGUGAUGUCAUCCACAUGUUUCACCUACUGACAGGUGCAGUUUGUCUGAUUUUUUUCUUCUUGAUUUGUAUCUAAAAAAACAUAAAAGGAUGCACUCAGAUCCAACGCUCCAGACGGCGCCAUCUGAGAAUUUGCAUAUCUGCCUGUGGGAGUGAAAUGAUUGUGGAGUGCAUUGGAAACGAAGCAAAGCGGGAUGGCUGAGCUCAGGUGGUUGCUUCAGAAGUAGUUCACCAGCAAGCAGCCGGGAGGUCAGGUCCCCCUCACGCCCCUCGGUAUAGCAGUCUCACCAGUCAGGCGUCCUCCUCCCUCUGGUCUGGUGUCCCGUGAACUCUCCUUUUUUCGGUUCACCAGACCAUGAUCCUGAUAGCAAACCAGUUCCCCUUUUAUUCGAUCCAUUUAUAAGGAGCCGCUCCUGGUCCUGAGCUAGUGUGUGGGUGUGCCCACGGCAUGGCGUUCUUCAGCAGCGGAUCCCGGGUGCUGGUCGAAAUCCUGACGAGGAUGCAGAGCGCUGAAAGACCAAUGCCUGUCGACCACACCUUCUUCGAGUCGGGAUCCAUUCGCUACCAUGUGGAGGCUUCAGCGUCGGAUCCCGAGAACGUGUUCCUAUCGAUAUCGACGCCAUCGCUCUCCUACGACUACGAGGAGGCUGCAGCUGCUCCCUCGUCGAGCCGCCUGCCUGAGCUGACCCUGCAGGAGGCGAGGAAGACGUAUCACAGGUUCGCCGAGAUGGUGGAGCCGCCGAGGGAAGGGUACGUCCUGACGCUCAAGCUCAACUUCUCCGGCCUCACCCGGCCCAAAGAUCGCGUCAAGGCCAUUAACCAGGUGUCGCUGCUGCAAUCCGUGGUGCUGAGCUCGCAGCUGAAGCACAUGCUGGGGAGCCUCGGCUCGUCGGGCACGAUGAGGCUCGUGUACAACAACCAGAGGGAGCCCUUCUUCGUCAGCAAGACGGCUGAGAAGAUAAACGCUAUCUUCCCCAUGCGUUUCAGGGAUGACACGGACCUGGCCAUCGCCACCUCCUUCUUCCAGGAGCUGCAGGAGGUCGGGAACUCGUUCGCGAGGGCGCCCAAGUGCAGCUGGUCGCCGAUCCCACCGCCGGAGCUGCGCGGGGAGAACGUGCACCACCUCACCACCAACGGCGGAUUCGUCUCCUUCGGCGUCCUGUCGCGGCACGUGAGGGGGAAGCCCGCCAAGACCGCGUGGAUCCUGCUCAACUUCCAGUCCUACGUCAAGUACCACAUCAAGUGCACCCGGAGCCACGUCCAGAGCCGGAUGCGGGAGCGGCUGGAGGCCCUGACGGAGGCCGUCCAGAACGCGAGGCUGCGAGGGAAUAGCGGCGACGACGACAAGAAGCGGUCGUCACAAGUUGUGAAGAAGAGGAGCAAGAGACGUCUCGCCAGCCUGGCGAAAGCGAGCGACAGGGUGCGCAAGGGUUUCAGGGCCGUCCUGGACAAGAUGAAGCGGCUGCGGCUGAGGGUCAGGGUGAAGGGCCUGGACCGGCUCCGGCGGCAGUUCCGGUGCCGGUGCUUCGCCGUGCCUAGGCUGCCCGCGCCAUCUCGCACCGGCAGAAGGAAGGAGCACUACAGAUACCACAAACUGGCCGAGUAAUCUAUAUAUAUACCGAACUUUGGUCAUCGACGACGUCGAUUCUACGUACUGUAUUAACUGAUGAUGAGCAUGGCUGCUAGUUUAAUAGCGAUGGCACUCCGCUAUUAUAUCUAGCAUUGGAGCGCAAAAAAGAGUUUAGAUCUUUUCUCCUCACACAGGCUUAAAAGGUUUUAGCCUCUGCCUAAUGUGGUAGGCUUAGAGUUAGAGAUGGACAUUGAAGACGCCUUAAGUGUCCAUGCUUCAGUGUUGUUGCAUUUGAGCUAAUUUGUACCUGUACUUUUAGUGCCCGUUUGGCACAGCUCCAGCUCCUGAUUCUAAGCGAGGAUCUGGAGGAGCCGUGCCAAACGGGUAUUUUUUAAACCGAUUCUCGUGUGAAGCCGAAA
This is a messenger RNA of Zea mays, 1993 nucleotides long. Its product is annotated as actin-related protein 2/3 complex subunit 2B. Gene Ontology annotation, biological process: actin filament polymerization; Arp2/3 complex-mediated actin nucleation. Gene Ontology annotation, molecular function: actin filament binding; structural constituent of cytoskeleton. Gene Ontology annotation, cellular component: actin cytoskeleton; Arp2/3 protein complex. The record is from RefSeq and is a predicted model, not a curated record. Lineage: Eukaryota; Viridiplantae; Streptophyta; Magnoliopsida; Poales; Poaceae.